This is a messenger RNA of Larimichthys crocea (large yellow croaker), 1377 nucleotides long. It is a transcript of the gene vdac3, whose product is annotated as voltage-dependent anion channel 3. NCBI's taxonomy places the organism in Eukaryota, Metazoa, Chordata, Actinopteri, Sciaenidae. The record is from RefSeq and is a predicted model, not a curated record. Bases 118 to 1083 code for a protein of 321 amino acids. Gene Ontology annotation, cellular component: mitochondrial outer membrane. The transcript has 11 exons. Gene Ontology annotation, molecular function: voltage-gated monoatomic anion channel activity. Gene Ontology annotation, biological process: monoatomic anion transmembrane transport.
CCCUCCCACAGCCGGAGCUCUGACUUGCGCCUGCCCAGUGUGUUUGUCUGGUUUCUCCUUCACUGUGUCCCGAGCAGCGCUGUGAAACUCUGCACGCUCCGCCCCACAAAUAAAGACAUGGAAGAUAAAGGAGUGGGAAGCGUGGUACAGCAGGACAAGACAGGAAAAUGCAAACAGGCAGAGAACAAAAGCUGCUGUCAUCACCACAAACCCAAGGGACCUGGUACAAUGGCUGUCCCUCCUGCAUACUCAGACUUGGGGAAAUCUGCCAAAGACAUCUUCAACAAGGGAUUUGGCUAUGGAGUUGUGAAGCUCGACGUUAAGACCAAGUCCCAGAGUGGCGUUAUGGAGUUUGCCACCUCUGGCUCCAACAACACAGACACAGGGAAGUCAGGAGGCCACCUGGAGACCAAGUACAAAGUGAACGAGCUGGGCCUCAACUUCAAUCAGAAAUGGAACACAGACAAUACUCUGACCACAGAAAUCACCAUGGAGGACCAGCUGGCUAAGGGCCUGAAGCUCGGUCUGGACUCGUCGUUUGUGCCCAACACUGGCAAGAAGAGUGCUAAGCUGAAGACCAGCUACAAGCGUGACUUUCUCAAUGUGGGCUGCGAUCUGGACUUCGACAUGGCCGGUCCCACCAUCCAUGCAGCUGCUGUGCUGGGCUACGAGGGCUGGCUGGCUGGCUACCAGUUGGCGUUUGACACGUCCAAAUCUAAACUGACCCAGAACAACUUUGCCCUUGGUUAUAAGGCCGGUGACUUCCAGCUUCACACCAGCGUUAAUGAUGGCACAGAGUUUGGUGGCUCCAUUUACCAAAAGGUCAACGGCAACUUGGAGACAGCGGUCCACCUGGCCUGGACAGCUGGCAGCAACAACACACGAUUUGGAAUUGGAGCCAAAUACCAGCUGGAUAAGGAUGCUUCCCUGUCUACCAAAGUCGACAAUGCCUGCCUUGUUGGAGUUGGAUACACACAAACCCUCAGGCCAGGAGUGAAGCUCACCCUCUCAGGUCUGAUUGAUGGGAAGAACGUGAACGGUGGUGGACACAAAGUCGGCAUGGGUUUCGAGCUGGAGGCAUAAAGAUUCAGAAGCAGGACAGAUGAGAAGAGAGGAAAGCAACACAAAAGAACCCACAUGUGAAAACACCACAAAGGUCCACUCAGCGACACGUAAAUAUAUUUCCCUCUGAGUCCUACACACAUAUGCACACAUACUUUGGCCUUAACCCUGAAACCCCAAGCAGCCUCAAGGACCUCCAGUACUGUAACUUUUAAAGGAGUCAAGCAUUGUUUUGUGUUGGUUAUUUUUAAAUUUUACAUUAUUCACAAGUCCCCCCACCAACUUUUGAGCAUAAAUGAUCAGAAUACAAUAAAA